Lathyrus oleraceus (garden pea) is the source of this 666-nucleotide messenger RNA. Its product is annotated as extensin. The record is from RefSeq and is a predicted model, not a curated record. NCBI's taxonomy places the organism in Eukaryota, Viridiplantae, Streptophyta, Magnoliopsida, Fabales, Fabaceae. The coding region runs from base 1 to 666 and encodes 221 amino acids. The transcript has a single exon.
AUGGCUCAUGACAAGAAUCUAGGAUACAUCAAAAAUGUUGUAUUCAUGUUAAUGGUUUUGUUUGUGACACUAACAUUAGGGUUUGAGGACAAAGUUGAAGAAGAGCCUUCAAGUGGUUUAUUAUGCAUUAGUGAAUGUGUUACAUGUCCUACAAUAUGUUCACCACCACCUCCUAAACUUGUUUCAUCAAAUUCAAAUCACCCUCCACUUUCACCCCAAACACAAAAUCCUCCACCUCCUCCUCUAUUAACAAAUGCACCCCCUUUUCCACUUAUUACACCCCACCCUCCAUCUUCUCCAUUCCUUACACAAACCCCUCCACCUCCUCCAUUAUUAACAUCAUAUUCACCUCCUCCUUCUCCACUUCUAAAAUCAUAUCCUCCACCAACACUAAGUCUUCCACCACCAUUGUUGACUCUGGCGCCGCCGUCUCCACCAACUCCUUCAAUACAAACUUCUCCACCGCCACCGCCUUUGAAAUCCUCGCCUUCUUCGGGUUCAUCGGGUUCAGCACAACCACAACCUACAGUUAUUGGUGGAUCACCACAUAACUAUCCAUAUCCAUAUUACUAUUAUUAUGCUUCAAGUGCAUCUCAUUUUUCUAAUCAUGUUGUACCUUUCUUUGUUGUACUUUUGUUCCUUCAUGAGAUAUUCUUUGCUUGUUAA